AAUUAACCACGCCUAUUUAAAAUGGCGUCCGUUCAAGAUCUCAUGAAACAGAAGGAAGAAAUAGAGAAAGAGCUAUCCAUUCACUCCCAGACGCUGGAGCAAAACAGCUCAGUAGGUAUGGACGGGCCGCUAGUUGAUAAAGAAGGAUAUCCAAGAUCAGAUAUUGAUGUAUAUGAAGUCAGAAGAGCUAGGAAUAGGAUUAUAUGUCUACGUAAUGACCACAAGAAGAUAAUGUCUGACAUUGAAGAGAAACUCUAUGUGAUCCAUGCAGAGGCCAGGGAGGCAGGGACAGUAACAUCAGGAACAAGAUCAAGCAAAGAGAAGAGACUGGAACCAUUUGCACGAGUUACCAUGGUAACAGAGGGAUCCCCUUCCAGCAUAGCAGAUUUAAGAGUAGGUGAUCUAUUGCUAGAGUUUGGUUCAGUAAAAGGUGAUAACUUCACUAAUCUAUCAAACAUAUCAUCAGUGGUACAGCACAGUGUUAAUCAACCACUGAGGGUGGUGGUGUUAAGAGAUGGUAUAAUGGUGUCUGUUAGCUUACGCCCUCAGGAGUGGAGAGGGAAAGGGUUACUGGGAUGUGUUAUUAGUCCAAUUGGUACAAAAGACUGAAGUUGAAUGGACAUUAAUGUAAUGAGAUACUUGCUGCUGCAGCUGACUUUAAAAUGGUUAAUAACAGGACUGCACCUUUAUAAUUAUUAUACUCAGCAAACUACAAUUAUGCAGCAUAAAAGUCUAGUUCCACUAAUCUACUUCAAA
This is a messenger RNA of Amphimedon queenslandica, 756 nucleotides long. RefSeq names its product 26S proteasome non-ATPase regulatory subunit 9-like. Lineage: Eukaryota; Metazoa; Porifera; Demospongiae; Haplosclerida; Niphatidae. Gene Ontology annotation, cellular component: cytoplasm; nucleus. The coding region runs from base 22 to 609 and encodes 195 amino acids. Gene Ontology annotation, molecular function: protein binding. Gene Ontology annotation, biological process: proteasome regulatory particle assembly. The record is from RefSeq and is a predicted model, not a curated record. The transcript is spliced from 6 exons.